Panicum hallii is the source of this 2726-nucleotide messenger RNA. RefSeq lists its product as uncharacterized. The transcript is spliced from 6 exons. Bases 1419 to 2342 code for a protein of 307 amino acids. Lineage: Eukaryota; Viridiplantae; Streptophyta; Magnoliopsida; Poales; Poaceae. The record is from RefSeq and is a predicted model, not a curated record.
AAAUAAACAGGGGCUAUUUGGCUAUUUUGCAAAUAGUUGGAUCGCCAUUUUGCAACAGUUACCGCCACCAGAUCCACCGGCCGGCCUCGCCUUGGUCCGCCGUCGGCUCGCUCAGCCGGGCACCGCCUCGUCGUCUCCGUCUCCACCCACCUCCCCGUGAGCGCCGAGCCCGAGCUAGGCUUCGCGCUCCGUCUCCGCCGCCAAUGCUGGGGGCGGAGCCUUCCGCGGCGGCCGGAGGCGACGAAUGGUGUGCGUGGGUGGGCCGCGCGCUGGUCAGGCGGCGGAAGGAGCACGGCGGGCAGCAGCCGAUACGGAGAGGGGACGGGCCCUCCUCACCUUCCCGCCGCUGCUAUUUUGCUCCUGAGCGGACGGCGGCGUAAGCAUCCCGCUUCACUGGUGCCUGAACUGAUGGCCUUGGAAUGGGGAUCGGAUCUGCUGGGCGCUGCGGUAGUGGACAUGGAGGAGGAAGGAGAGGGCUAGUUGCCGCGGGUCGACCGGCAUCCUUGGUACAGAGCAGUUCACUUGUGAUCGUCUGUUUCAUAUUGUGAAUCAUUUCACAUUGUUGGACGAUAGGAUCAUCGAGGUGGUUGCUUGCAGGCUGUCUGCCAUGGAAUGCCUGGAUGGUCACCGAGUAGAUUGGCACCACCAAAUGGUGAUCGUGCCACGAUUUUUUUUACCGCAUUUUGCAUUUUUUUGGCAUCAUUUUUGCUUUUGAGUGGUACUGGUUUCUUUGUAACUCUUGAGAACUGAAAAAGAUGUACUGGUUUCUUUGUAACAUGACAGGACCAGAGUAAUUUCCCAGUUGUCAACAAAGAGGCAAAAUGUCUUGUUUAAAUGUACAACAGGGAGCGCUGUGCUGUGAGAGCCAACACAGUUUAAGUUGAGAAAACCUCACGAGAAGGAGAACGGCACUAUGGCAGGAAUGAGGAAUUCUGCAAAGAAAAACACAAUACCUACCUUUUCCACAAGAAAACAAGCAAUUUAGAAGCUAUAUCGUGCCUCGAUAAAAUACCAGCCUGAGGAACAUUGCGGUUGCGGUUGUGGUAGUGGUCGCAAACAAGCAAAGAUGUCUUGUCAGUGGUCAUUUAGCGGAGGAAGAUUGGAAUGGUUUAGAGUAAAUCAGCAAUAAAUCACCUAAAUUCAGGUGCAUCCUUAAGUGUGGUUGUAGGAGUUUUGAGUGAGGCAGAGGAGAAGAUCUUAUUUGAGAAGGUGAACGUUACCAUUCCUAGGCUAUCGCUGGCUAUAUAUACGCAGCACACCAGUGUCCUCGCUGUCUCAACCCACCCAUAAUCUCUGUGUUGCUUCUUUACCAGUAGCGAUGGUGAGCUUCAUGGGCCGGAUUUGAAGCUGUUACUCUAUCAUGGUCCCAAGGGAACACGGCAAAGGCAUCCGAGUGCUCUGCUCCUGCAAUACCGAACAUGUCUGUGGAGAAUAAUGGUUCGUCUGAGAUGGGUGCUGGUCAGCCAAUGGCUGUUGGCUGGAAGCUGCUUCCACCUAUUACACCUGGUGGUGCACCAGUUUUUGUGAGGGAAAAGCAGUAUGAUGCUAUCAUUAGGCUGCGUGAACGUCGCCAUCUUGUCAAAGAAGCAAGGAAGAGAAGGGCACUCAGAGUUAAGAAGCACAUUCCAAGAUGUCCUAAAGGCCACUUUGUCAGGACCAAGGGCAACCAGAAAGGUACCAAUGGAGGCAUCAUGGUGCCAUUCCGCGCCGCCCUAAGAGACUGUUGCCUGCCCUUCAUUGUAGCCAAUGGCUACCAGGAAGUGACCACUGUAGGCAGCGAGUUGCAAAGCAGCACCCCUGCAAUAGGCUUCAAUUGGCCCUUCAAUGCAACCAAUGGAGGUGGUGAACAUGUUGGUGAGGUCAUGUAUUUGCCCUUGAUCGCAACCAAUGUAGGCGAUGCAAAUGCUGGUGAGGUCUCCUAUGACAUUGAGGCGCCAAGCAACACCCCAGGAAUUGGCCUUUGUUGGCCCUUCGCCGAAACCAGUGAAUACUAUGAGAACAUCGCUGAGGCCACCUCUGGUAGCACGGUGUCAAUCAGCAACCCCACAGGAGACUUCUAUUGGCCUGUUGUGGCGACCAACGAGGAGGAAAACGUCAGCGAUGUCGCCUACAGCAGCAUCCUGAACCUGGAGUCGCCCAAUCCCACCACGGUCCUCAGGAUCAUGAUGGGGAACGGGUACAACACCGACCAGGUCUCGGAGCAGUUCCAGAACGUGGCGCGCCUCCAGGCUCCUGAAUUCACCACCCUCCUGACUGUGAUGAACAACGCUGGUUAUGAUGAGGCUGCAGACGACGGCCACUAUGACGUGCACAAAGUAAUGACGAAGUUAGAAGGGUGGUAACCAGCAGCAGUAGGUCGCGCUUAGGCCUGCCCCUGCCAUCGUUUUUCAGCUUUAUGUGUACGCUUGCCUAGUUCUCUGGUUGAUGGCUAUCUAUCUGUUCUCUUUUGCUCGUGUCCUGACUCCAGAUUCUCGGAUUGCCUGGUGGUCAGCUCUGAAGGUUCCUGAACCUGUUUGGUUAAUAAGGCUGUGUACUGAGCCUAGCUCCUAGGUUAUGGACUCGGACCUGAGUGUCUAUUUCAGAACUUCUUCUUAUUUACAAUGCUACCUAGUUGCUUGUAAUUUGGUCAAGUUUUCUCUCUGUUUUUGUAUUCUUGAGAUGGUGGUCAAGUUUUCUUAGUAAGGGCCAAUACCGUACUGGAGGUAUGCUUAAACUGAAUGGUUGUA